This is a messenger RNA of Trichomonas vaginalis G3, 2400 nucleotides long. RefSeq names its product SLEI family protein family. The transcript has a single exon. Bases 1 to 2400 code for a protein of 799 amino acids. The record is from RefSeq and is a predicted model, not a curated record. Lineage: Eukaryota; Parabasalia; Trichomonadida; Trichomonadidae.
AUGCUUCCUCUCUUCUUCAAAGUACUUCCUCUCUUGAUCAAGAUGCUUCCUCUCUUGAUCAAGGUGCUUCCUCUCUUCAUCAAGAUGCUUCCUCUCUUCUUAAAAGUACUUCCUCUCUUCAACAAAGUGCUUCCUCUCUUCAACAAAGUGCUUCCUCUCUUGAUCAAGAUGCUUCCUCUCUUCAUCAAAGUACUUCCUCUCUUCUUCAAAGUACUUCCUCUCUUGAUCAAGGUGCUUCCUCUCUUCAACAAAGUACUUCCUCUCUUGAUCAAGAUGCUUCCUCUCUUGAUCAAGGUGCUUCCUCUCUUCAACAAGAUGCUUCCUCUCUUCUUCAAAGUACUUCCUCUCUUGAUCAAGAUGCAGCUUCCUCUCUUCAACAAAGUGCUUCCUCUCUUGAUCAAGGUGCUUCCUCUCUUCAUCAAGAUGCUUCCUCUCUUCUUCAAAGUACUUCCUCUCUUGAUCAAGGUGCUUCCUCUCUUCAUCAAGAUGCUUCCUCUCUUCAACAAAGUGCUUCCUCUAUUCUUCAAAGUACUUCCUCUCUUGAUCAAGAUGCUUCCUCUCUUCUUCAAAGUACUUCCUCUCUUGAUCAAGGUGCUUCCUCUCUUCAUCAAAGUACUUCCUCUCUUGAUCAAGGUGCUUCCUCUCUUCAACAAAGUGCUUCCUCUCUUCAUCAAGAUGCUUCCUCUCUUCUUAAAAGUACUUCCUCUCUUCAACAAAGUGCUUCCUCUCUUCAACAAAGUGCUUCCUCUCUUGAUCAAGAUGCUUCCUCUCUUCAUCAAAGUACUUCCUCUCUUCUUCAAAGUACUUCCUCUCUUGAUCAAGGUGCUUCCUCUCUUCAACAAAGUACUUCCUCUCUUGAUCAAGAUGCUUCCUCUCUUGAUCAAGGUGCUUCCUCUCUUCAACAAGAUGCUUCCUCUCUUCUUCAAAGUACUUCCUCUCUUGAUCAAGAUGCAGCUUCCUCUCUUCAACAAAGUGCUUCCUCUCUUCUUCAAAGUACUUCCUCUCUUGAUCAAGAUGCUUCCUCUCUUGAUCAAGGUGCUUCCUCUCUUCAACAAAGUGCUUCCUCUAUUCUUCAAAGUACUUCCUCUCUUCAUCAAGAUGCUUCCUCUCUUCUUCAAAGUACUUCCUCUCUUCUUCAAAGUACUUCCUCUCUUGAUCAAGGUGCUUCCUCUCUUCAACAAAGUACUUCCUCUCUUGAUCAAGAUGCUUCCUCUCUUGAUCAAGGUGCUUCCUCUCUUCAACAAGAUGCUUCCUCUCUUCUUCAAAGUACUUCCUCUCUUGAUCAAGAUGCAGCUUCCUCUCUUCAACAAAGUGCUUCCUCUCUUGAUCAAGGUGCUUCCUCUCUUCAUCAAGAUGCUUCCUCUCUUCUUCAAAGUACUUCCUCUCUUGAUCAAGGUGCUUCCUCUCUUCAUCAAGAUGCUUCCUCUCUUCAACAAAGUGCUUCCUCUAUUCUUCAAAGUACUUCCUCUCUUGAUCAAGAUGCUUCCUCUCUUCUUCAAAGUACUUCCUCUCUUGAUCAAGGUGCUUCCUCUCUUCAUCAAAGUACUUCCUCUCUUGAUCAAGGUGCUUCCUCUCUUCAACAAAGUGCUUCCUCUCUUCAUCAAGAUGCUUCCUCUCUUCUUAAAAGUACUUCCUCUCUUCAACAAAGUGCUUCCUCUCUUCAACAAAGUGCUUCCUCUCUUGAUCAAGAUGCUUCCUCUCUUCAUCAAAGUACUUCCUCUCUUCUUCAAAGUACUUCCUCUCUUGAUCAAGGUGCUUCCUCUCUUCAACAAAGUACUUCCUCUCUUGAUCAAGAUGCUUCCUCUCUUGAUCAAGGUGCUUCCUCUCUUCAACAAGAUGCUUCCUCUCUUCUUCAAAGUACUUCCUCUCUUGAUCAAGAUGCAGCUUCCUCUCUUCAACAAAGUGCUUCCUCUCUUGAUCAAGGUGCUUCCUCUCUUCAUCAAGAUGCUUCCUCUCUUCUUCAAAGUACUUCCUCUCUUGAUCAAGGUGCUUCCUCUCUUCAUCAAGAUGCUUCCUCUCUUCUUCAAAGUACUUCCUCUCUUGAUCAAGAUGCUUCCUCUCUUGAUCAAGGUGCUUCCUCUCUUCAACAAAGUGCUUCCUCUAUUCUUCAAAGUACUUCCUCUCUUCAUCAAGAUGCUUCCUCUCUUCUUCAAAGUACUUCCUCUCUUGAUCAAGGUGCUUCCUCUCUUCAUCAAAGUACUUCCUCUCUUGAUCAAGGUGCUUCCUCUCUUCAACAAAGUGCUUCCUCUCUUGCUCAAGAUGCUUCCUCUCUUCAUCAAAGUGCUUCCUCUCUUCAUCAUGCAGCUUCCUCACUACAUCAUGCAGCUUCCUCUCUUGAUCAAGGUGCUUCCACUCUUCAACAAAGUACUUCCUCUCUUGAUCAAGAUGCUUCCUCUCUAA